This is a messenger RNA of Brassica napus (rape), 2288 nucleotides long. RefSeq names its product protease Do-like 4, mitochondrial. Gene Ontology annotation, biological process: proteolysis. Gene Ontology annotation, molecular function: serine-type endopeptidase activity. The transcript is spliced from 4 exons. Lineage: Eukaryota; Viridiplantae; Streptophyta; Magnoliopsida; Brassicales; Brassicaceae. The record is from RefSeq and is a predicted model, not a curated record. Bases 1 to 549 code for a protein of 182 amino acids.
AUGGCAUGCGUCAGGAUCCUCGUGCGGCUCUGGGUCAUUGGUUCAAGUCUCAUUGGAAAGGUUGACUUAUAUCUUACGGUGGAAUCUAAUGUAGGAUUUGUGAUUUCUGGAAGGAGGAUUCUUACAAACUCUCAUGUUGUGGAUGAUUCAUAUGACACAUAUGUGCAAGUGAGAAAGCAUGGUUCAUCCACUAAGUACGAAGCAAUAGUUGAAACAGUUGGAUUUGAAUGUGACUUGGCCAUCUUAGGUGUUGAUAAUGAAGAGUUUUGGGAAGAUGUAAAUCCUUUGGAACUCGGAGACAUACCCUCUAUCUAUGAAGAUGUCUCCGUUCUAGGUUAUCCUCGUGGUGGUGACACUAUUUGUGUUACAAAAGGUAUUGUGUCGAGAGUUGAAUCUGGUGAAUAUAUGAACAGCUCCAUCGAACUAUUGAAAAUACUAACAGAUGCCACUAUUGACUAUGGAAAUAGUGGUGGUCCAGUGGUCUGUGGAAACAAAGUCGUUGGUGUAGCAUUUCAAGGUUUUCCAAAUUUGGAAAAGACAGUGAGUUGACAAAUCUUGAAUAUAAUUUUAUAUCCAAGUCCAAGUUUUGCAAACAAAAGUUCUCGCUAACCUUUUUUUUUGUUGGUUUCUAACGAAGAGGGCAUCUUCUCCGGGGACGAAGCAAAGACAAAAAAGAUGAAAACAAAAGAAUAAAGACUGACGAAGAGGGGGAAAGACUUCGGUCUCGGCAAGAUCGCCAUCUUCCUCCACCAACACAUGAUGGAAUCAUUAUAUCUAUUUAAUGAUUAAACAAGUCAUCCAUUUCUUUAUGGUUUAAGAAGAACGAGAGAGAUGAGAUUCCCAAUAAUCAUCUCACGACGUAAACACAUCUUUGUAAUUGUGAAAACAAGAAUCCAUGACGAUAGCCACCCUCGUAUCAUGUUAAUGAUCGACCUUAUCUUCAUACGACAAGAUCGGUCUAAAGAGAUCAUAUGCAGUUCGAGAACUUAUCAAUCGUACAGUAACUACUAAUUAAUCAAGACAAGAGAGCUCGAAGCAAACAUCGAGCUCGAGACCGACGAAGUCGAGGUCUCGCCCAUGACCGAAGAAACCGACAUCUCUUUUGAGAUGAUUAUAAUCGAACUACGUUUAGACUUGAUCCCUUGACGGGUACGUAGGCAGCUCGAUCCCGAAUUCAGUCACGAUCCUUCUUAAUCCCGAUAUCUCUAUGAUAUUCGACAUAUGAAUAUAGUCCAUUCUUGUCGACUCAUACUUGAUUACAUCGUUGUGUUUUAAGGAUAUCGUUGCCCACGUUAUUUCUUCCCUAGAUUGGACUCCCGAUCACUAUCAAAUUCUUAGUGUAGAUUUUAGGAUCUACAUUUUGGCGCCGACUGUGGGGAAGAAAAACGAAAAACAUCCUUGAUAGGAGCCCGAUCUUAGGCUUGUAAGCACGAAAAUGGAUUCAUCUCGUAUGGUGUCCAAUACCACAAUAAACGAACCAUCACACCAGGAUGGCAUCGAUCUGAAUGGAUCAUAACCAAGAAACAGAACAUGAGAUUCGAUCCCGACCUCAGCUAAAUUGAAUCUCCGUUUCUGAUAAAAAUAAUUCAUCUCGCCGAGUCUCACCAAUAACCUUCUCAAACCAUAGCAGACCGGCGACGAGUUCUGAUAGCCCGACCUCCCCAGUUUGGGUCCGGUCAAAUGAUCGUCCAACACGAGAAAAGUUUGCUAACCGAGCUAAUGCACUCAAACGAAUACCUAUGCCGAGGCAGAAAAAUGUAAAAUGUCCUGAUUAACAAAUCGCAAAAGCAAGAAAUUGUCGGUAUUGUCUUGGACGGCUCAGAAUAAGACAAAGAAAAUGACUUCGCUACGCGUCGAGCAUGAAUUCUUGAUUAAUAAAUGAAUAGAAGUGAGGAAGAAUCUUGAUGAGACCAUAUCACAAUAUCGCGAGCGUGCUUGGACCAUGCACAAUGACUAAAUACACCAACAAAGGAACCAUAAAUAUCUUGACCACCGUUUGGUUGAAGGGAAGAAGCAGAGCUCGCCAAGCUCGAGAACUAAAAGAUUUACUCUCCCUUCGGCCACAGCCUCAUGUCUCGAACACAGUUCUAGGUGUUCCCGAUUUUACCAUAUCCAAAACCGAAUGUUUCAAGACUGGGAGCGCAAAGACUCCACGAAAUGAAGGGCUCGAGAUCUUAGAAUCCAUAAACACCAGAUAUCUUAUCAUUAUGAAAAGAGGACAGGAAACGACAGAAGUCGAAAGAAGCAUGAUCAAAAAUAGACAUCUCAAGGUCUCGGAUUCGUUAUUU